CAACCCGUGUGUGCGUGUGCUCGGGCUGUCAAGUGCAUCGCCGUCGUGUUUUUUAAUUGAGAAGAGUACGCGCCGGCGCGAGGGACGGUGCUUCUCACGGAUUGUGUGACCGAUGGCCGUGCGCGCAUCGUGAAACCCCGGCGGCUCGUGGACCUCUCAAAGCCGGCCUCCCUGGGGUUUUUUUUUGACAACGGGCGAUGGCCAAAAUCCUCAAGCAUCUCGGCUUCGGCAAAAAGCCGCCGAUGCCUCCGCGGGUGGAUUACAAUAUGCGGUCGUACCUUGGAUUAGGUAUGCCUAUACGUUGCAACAGCGAGAGCAACUUGCUGGAAGCCGUGGCCGAGGAGCGCGCCAUCAACAAGAUGACUCACCGUUCCCAGGACGACACCCAGUUGGUGCUUGUGCCAGACUAUUGCGACCCCGCCGACCUGAAGGAGCAGUUCCGCAAGGAGAUCGGCGCUCGGCGUCGGGCGGCCGCUCUCGCCACCGCGGCGGCCGGAGUCGUCGGCACCCUGGACGACGACUUCUACUCCACGCCCUACGAGACGCAGAGCCGACCCUCGGCGUCCGCCAAAGAUAACAAAGUGAAGGGACAGCAACGAAGUGAAUGCUCCCCCCAUUUCUCCCCAUCUAGGUCGGCGGCCCCUACGUCCCCGAGCGUCAGCUGCGGCUCGUCCUCGUCGAAGAACGCUGCCGAGAACCAGCGGCUCAGCAACAGUGGCAGCAAGUCGAGCCCUCAGCCGCCACCGCAUCAGUCGCAGGCUUCCGGUUCGAACUCCGCGUCGGCGUCUUCCGCCACCCAUAGCGAACCCGGCAGCAAGGCCUCCAAGACAGCGGAUGAAGCUGCAGCAUCAGCAGCGGCGUCGGCAGCAGAGGCAUGCGGCGACGACGCGGGCGACGUGCAGUACUGCGACCCUUGGGACACGGGCCCAGCCGCCGUGGCUCUGCGGCUACUGAGGGCCGAAGAGCAGCGCAACAACAAGAGCCCCACUCCGGCACACGCCGCCACCCCCGCAGCGGGGGGCGCGCUGUCUGCCGACGAGAUGGCCCGCCAGAGGCACAUCUACGAGACGGCGUUCGACUCUCGCGUCAAGCAGCGAGACCCGGAGCAGGACUUGGACCGAAUGGCCCAAAGCCCCGUCCUCCUCGCUGGGCUGCAGCAGCAGCCGCGUGCAGGUCCCCUAUACCCGGUGCCGUCGUCGUCCUCGUCUUCGGGAGUGGCAGUCACGCCGGGUCGCAAGGGGGGCAUCACGAGGCAGCCUUCACUGCAGGAUGCCUGUUGCCCGAAGCCACCACCGCACCAGGGGAGCAGUAGCAGCACCUCAGCAUCUUCUAAUGUUCAGCAGCAACCAGCACCAACACCUCGUGGUUCCAGCAGCAGUGGCAACCCUUCAGUUCCAAUUCCUGCCACCAGAGGGCAGGGUAUGGCGAGCAAGCAAGCGUCGGCGGCCGACAAGGCCAUUUACCAGAACCACCCAUUACCACAGUCCCCAAUUUCUGAGAACCCGCCUGCUGCACCUCUCGGCGCAGUCGCCGUUAAGCGCAGCAUCCACGCAGGCGUCAAGGUGCUCCCUUCAGAGCCAGUGCGGCGCCCAAGGCAUGGUGGCCACCGCAAGGAAGGGGAGCCAAUGGCCCUGGCGCCCGUGCUGCUCAAUGGGUUCCGGUCCACAUCCUCAGACAAUGUGUCAUCAUCCUCCUCUUCUGACAACAGUCCCCGCAGGCCUGAUGAGAAGCGAGGCCGGCACGGUCCACUACAACCAGUCACUGCUAAUUCCAGUCAUGUGGCACCGACGGCUGCACCACUUCAAAAUGGCUCCAACUGUGUCCUCCAGUCAUUCAGAGCAUCUCCAUCAGUGGACAGCCUGUCCAAUUCUUCCUGUGACAGUCCUCGAAAACCUGAAGAAAAGCGGGGGAGACUGGUAGCAGUCGCGCCGCCCACAGUGAUCAAUGGAGCACCGUUUAAGGGGGCUUCCUCGGCUUCAACUGAAACUGAGAACGCUGAGAGGCGGCUCUCUGACAACAGCAAACGGUAUCCAGCCGUAAGACCGCUGCUUCAACACAAUCAAAGCCCCAGCUCGGACACGAGACCAGAGAGUGACUACGACCGGCCCUGGGACUUGCCAAGGAUCAAGCGCAGCAAUGGUGACUCGCCUCCGCAAGUCCCCGACCAUAGGUCCCGGCCGGCAGUGCAGUCGCCCACACAGCACACUCCAGCAGUGCCGCCCUCGGCCGUCCGGCUGCCCCCUCCGUCCCCCGAGUGCACGGCUCUGCAGGCCUCGGAUCCCUGUCGUGCCAGCCCUGCGCCAACAGCUUCGAGCAGCAGUGGCGGCGUCCCUAGUUCAUCCUCCCCUUCGGUGGCCAUGAUGGCCUCCUCUUCCUCAUCCUCGUCCAACACAUCCAUCGCGAUGGAGUCACCUGCUGCAGGUCCACCUGCCAGGCCUAGUGCUCCAGCGCGACCCAUGCUCAACCUGAACUUGAACCUGAAUGCAUCGAACUCGCCCAAGCGGUCUCGGCACAACCUCACGCUUAACUUUGGUUGCGCCGCUUUGAGCGUCGUCGGCGAGAAAGUAGACACUAGUGUCGCUCUUGAAAAGCAAGGGUGGUACCAUGGCUCGAUCAGUCGCCUUGACGCUGAGAACUUGCUCAGGGUUCUGAAGGAAGGAAGCUACCUCGUCCGCAACAGCGAAAGUUCCAAGCACGACUUCUCACUCUCCCUGAAGAGUGCACGGGGUUUCAUGCACAUGAAGAUAGUGCACAAUGAAGACGGGAAGUUUAUAUUGGGCCAGUUCAGCAAGCCCUUCGAAAGCAUCCCUGAGAUGAUCCACCACUACUCAGUCAACAAGCUGCCCAUCAAGGGAGCCGAGCACAUGUCGCUUCUCUACCCAGUCAUCGACCAACUUCUCUGAAAAUGCUUGCAUCACUUGCUGUGUGCUGGCAGCAUGGCAUAGAAUACCUUUAAUUUGCUUAUUCUAUUUCAAACACCCAUUCUAUUCUUUAAUGUUUUAUAUCGUACAACCGACUGACAGAUGCCAAAAAAGAAAGAAAGGAAGAACUUUUUUCUACAAUUUAGAGCUUUUUCAGAGUUGGGCUGUAUACACAAUUCAGUAUAAUCUGCCGAAUUCUCUUUCAAGCCUUUCUGCCUGCCUUGGCAAGGGCGGAGUUAGCUGAGUCUGUAAGCAAACAACUUCUGUGCAUAUUCUGGACAAAGUACUACAACUAUUGAAAUCUAGCCUUUAAUUAAUGCAGUGCAUUUUUAUGAAUGACGUUCCUUGCACAUUUUUAGCAAAGUGGAUCCACAUUUCACGUAAGCAUAUGCAGUUUUACAGACUGAAGUGAAAUGUUACUGUCAACCUUAUCGUGUCUCUUUGUUCUAUUUUAUUCUGUCAUGAAUAUUUGUGAUUAGAAACUCCUCUUGACUAAAUAGUCACCAUAUGUUGUGUGAAUAUCACCAGUAAUUGUAACUUGUGAUGCUUUUUUAGCUGCAAACUUUGCUUUCUUUUAUAUAAAGCUCAAAAAACAGCUUUCGGAGCAUUCUCUUUUAUUUAGUUUUAUCUUUAAUGACUGCCGUUGUACUUACAAUUACAUGUCCUGCGUGCCAGGAAUUGACCUCAAGUGUAGAUGUCAAACUGCUUCGUUUGUUGAAGUGGCAACAUUCCAUAUACAUAAUUCACUCUGUUUUUGCCGCACCUAAGAUAAACCGUGGAAAAAAGUGAUUUAAUGUACUUAAUAUUACUGAGUAUUUAUUUAGUUGUUGCCAUGAUGUGAAACUGUCUAGUCGAUUCAGCUUAGGCACUCCCUAAGCAAUACACUUUGUUUCAUUUUAUACAAAGAAAGAAAGAAAUUUAUGCAUGAUGAGUGUGAAGUCUUUUUAUCGCCAGCUGCAGAGUUGAGCUGCAAGGACGAAAACGUGAGCUAUGCUUAAAAGGAGUGAAGUGGUCCUGGAUCAGAGAAACGCCUCUAUGGUGCUUUGACUACCUACUUGUUAACAAUGUCAACAUGCGGCAAGCUUGGGCAGGCAUUCUGCAUCAAAGUCAAAUACCACUUGGAGAUGCUCAUGCGAUAGUACUCAGCUUAUGUUUUGCUUGCCAUACUUGCUUCUGCCUAUACCCUUUCGUCACGCAGGCUAACAAAAUUCUCAAUUUUGUUAGCCUUUUUCAGAGCUGGUAGCAAUUAUCUUUUACUAGUUUUCUGAAUGUGUAUACCAUGUGGCACGCAGAUAAAUGGGCUAAUAAUCUGGUUGAACUGCAGCUGCCAUACAAAAUUUUCUGCUAUAUCACCAGUUUUGCUUUUGCAAUGCCUAUUCUUUCUCUGAACACAUGCACAAAAUAUUUUCUUGUGUCCACUGGCACAUAACAAGUAGUUGCCUCAAGAACCUACAGCAGAUGGCAGGGUAUUAUAAUUUCCUGCAGUUACGGGGUAUCAAGAUGUCGCUGUAACUGUUGCUUCAGUAUUGAACAAAGAUAGCAGGAUAUUAUAAAACAGGAUCUGUGUAAGCAGAAAAGCUCUGGUGAACAUCCGUAAACCUCCAAAACGAAACACAAAUGUUUACGAAUGCCCUUCUUAAAACUAGCAUAUUUCACUAAUACAAAUUAGCCGUGUAAUAAAGAUAGCUUUUGAUUGUGGGAGCACUUUCAAUGCGAGAAGUAACUGUUCCAUCAACACUUAUGGACAGAAAAUUAACAUGCAUAGCACUUACUGUGUUCUGCCACAUCAUUAUAGUCACCUACGGCACCUUUGAGCUCUUGCCCCCUAGAGACAAAGCAGUAGUGAGGUUAUGUACUUAACGUGGAGGAGCAGUAGCUUAGCAUUGACAGAAAGACAUUUCCCCCCUCUUACUAGAAGCACACUGCCGUGAUUGAGCAUUGCCCACAUAGUGCCAGUCUGUUGCACCCCAACAUAUUAUCUAUAUCAUUUCGCAUGAUGCAAGUGGCAAAGUGAUUUUGGUGCAAGGGUCGUUGCCUUGCCGAACAUGCUCAACAUUCCCAGGCGAGCUCUCUGGCAUUGAAAUUUUUUCAUGCAAUCACAGGUUACUUGGCUCUUGCUUUGUGCCAACUAUAAGCCAUGGUAUUAUGACUUCUGCCUUUGGAAGAGGUACCAACUGUGUGCAAAAUGUAACUGCUUUUUUUUUGUAUUUGUCAGUAAUUAGCUAGUACUCGAGCUUUAUUCAUUUGUCCAAAGUUUUGUACCAUGAAAUAGUAGAACUUUGAUAUAGCAAUUAUAAAUUUAUUGAAUUAUCGGAUUUAAUGAAGUAAAUCUAAAAUGUUUUUUGUUGAUAUCAGCAUGUAAUUUGUAAAAACUAGGGGUGUGCGAAUAUUCGAAAUUUUGAAUAUAUUUCGAAUAGUGUUUGCUAUUCGAUUCGAUUUGCACUGAAAUUUUACUAUUCGAACUAUUCGAACUUCCCAAAGACAAAUGCAGUCAACGUCCGGUUGAAAGUGACCCCUUCAGAUUUUUAAUAUGCUUCACCUCAUUACACUCUCGUAUUGCGUCAAAGCUGUCUUUCAAGCUCCGUUACGGUCGAACUUAGCCAAGAGACAAAGUCUGGUUGGAAAUGGUCCCUAAAUUUUUAAUAUGCUUCACCUCAUCACACCCCCGUAUUGCGGCAAAGCUGCCUUUCAAGCUCCGUUACGGUCGAACUUAGGCAAGAGACAGUCAACGUCCGAUUGGGAGUGGUUUCUAGAUUUUCAAUAUGCUUCACCUCCUCACACUCUCGUAUUGCGGCAAAGCUGCCUUUCAAGCUCCGCUACGGUCGCAAAUGUAUUAACUCAAGAAAACGCUGGUUCCAACAUGGAGAUGGAAGAUGUGGCAGAGUUGGGGGCUCAAUUAAUGCUGUUUUGGACCUGAAAUUUGGGCAGGAAGUCCGAAAAAUCGGACGCCGAAGCUUUUUAGCAUCCAAAAUUUCAGAUGUUCUUUUAUAUCGACGUCUACUUGGCAGAUUUGGAACUCCAAACUUGAAGGAAGCACACCCUUGUCCGCCACAUCAGUUGGCCUUCCACAGCAGUUGAAAGAGGAGGAGAGGCUGAGGAAAUGGCAUCUCUGCCUAUCACGUGUAAAGUGUUGUCGGCAACACUUUGGUUGCACCAAAUCAUGUACAUGAAUACAAUUUGGCUUCUACAUUGUCUCACUCUUGAUAAGAAAGACAACUAUGAAAUAUGACCCCACCAGCGCUUCAUCAACCUAGCGAAAAGAAACACUUUCAUGUUGCGAUCUCACAAGAACAUACUUAGGGAUUCUCUGCAACUUUUUCUGUAAUUUCCCUUCGAAUUAUUCGAAAAAUGUUUGAGAAAUUCGAAAAUUAUUCGAAAUUAUUCGAUUCGAUUCGCACUCAAUCUUUAUUAUUCAAAUUCGCUUCGCACCCAAAAUUUUGCUAUUCGCACAGCUCUAGUAAAAACUAUUGUUGGGUUUAACUAUCUUACUUUUAUGUAGGCUGUUACCUUGUAUUGGAAUAUCUCUCAAUCUUCUGAAGCUUGAUUUCACAAAAUUAAUUGUUCUCACAAUUCUCGUGUUUUCCAUAUUUCAACAAUACUGUGAAACCUUCAAUUCAUUAUCAAUGCAGAAUUUCUAGAAGUAUGUAUUUGGAGUCCUGGCUAAUGAAUGGCUGUAGAUAAGCUAACACAUGGCGAGACAAAUACCAUGAUAGAAUCUGAUGUGCCAUUGUAGUCACAAUGAAAACUUUUCUGUGCCAGGUGCAUUGCCAAGCUUUCCGACUUUCAUUUGCGCUGCCAACAUUGUUUGCAUUUUCUGCUGCUCGAGCACAUUUUGCGUGAUGUGCCUUCUCAGCUGUGAGAAUGAGACAGCGGUACUUGGAAGUUGAAAGACGUGCGUUGUGGAGCCUUGUGGAGUUGCACAUUCCCUGCCAGACAAGUGUCAGUACCACGAUGAAUAAGAAGAAGGGUUCUAACUUGCUGUAAGCAGGCUGCUACUAAGCUUGCUUCCGACUCUUCUUGAUAUUUAUUAGCAUAUAGUUGUUGCAUUUAUGUUAGAGGCAGUGCUAGGCACCUCGUGAUUAUGGUGUAUUUUGAUGUGCUUUCCGAUAGUUGGCAGCAAGCUGAAAUGUUGUCGUUGGUUAAGGUAUACCGGUAAUCUUCCUCUUACUUGCAUUAAGCCACGAAAGGAUUUUACGUGAAAUGAGCAACGGAAUAUAUGCUGUGGUUCAUGGGCUUAAUUUGCCAUAUUCUGAAUUUUAAGCAUCAAACAUCGCACAUUGAUUUCCUGAUGUUAUAUUGUGCUUCCUAAGUAGCUACAUGAACAGCUUUGUUACCAUUUUUUUUUGUACUGAACACAAAUCUUAUCUGCAAUGUGCCAACAUUAACAAAACUUACUUUCUUCCUAAUUCAGUUCAAUUUUCUAUCUCUUGCCUGUUUAUGUUGUACGGUAAGGACGCCAGAUUUUGGUUGCAUCUCUUGCUCGGUUACGCGUCGUCAAAGCUUACUGAUGUUUUGAGAGCAUGUGCAAUUGUUCAUACUGUGAGUAAGUUUGUAAAGGCAACAGAGUAUUUUAAUUAUGUGCUUAAUGCAGGUGCAUCUGCUUGCAAUUUGGGUUGCCGCACCAUGGGUUCAUUAGAGAUGUCAUUCUUACAGUUAUCUGUGGAUGUCAGAAAGUGGCCAUUGCAGCAAAUACGCAGCACUCUACUCGUGUUUCAACAUUACAGAAUGUGUCAUGUACAAUUUCUAAAAAGCAAAAGGUAGAUAAACCAAGCAGCUGACUACAUGGACAUCUACAUAUCAAGUCAACUAACACAAUAGUAAAUGCUUUCUUUUACAUACGUGCAUGGCUGUAAAAUGUGUGCCAUGUGUGUGCAUGUCUGCUAGAACGAUCUACAUUUUUUUUUCUGCUCUCUAGUAAAUGUUGGUGGCCUGGUUUGGCACGUGGAAAGGAAGGAAAUGCUUAAUAAUAAUGAGGCUCUAAAACUAUAUGAACACAGCUGUUUUGGGAACACAGCUUAUGCUUAUGGAUUUCAUUUUCUUGGAACAUUUUACAGUGACUGCAUGAUCAUUUAGGCAAAAUUGUAAACAUAAAAUGAUAACGAAGUUUGUGAACAGUGAAAAUAAUGUUCAAAAACUCCAGUGAGGCUUGUUAUUACAAUUUAUUUGGAAGCCAUACAAGCUGUAUCUAGUGUGAUUCUCUUUUCACUAAAGAAAGUGACAGCUUUUUUUUGCUUCGUAUGUUUGUAACUAUUCCUGCUUGCUGCACUGAUACGUGGAUAUAGGGUUGCACAGGCUGUACAGUUGAAGCUACCUGUAUUCUAUAGAGAUUUUCAAGGCCGCGUGACAAUGUCAAAGCUCAUGUUGUUGAAUGACGAGGCAAUUGUUGCCAGCUUUCUCCAGCAGGUUUUGAUGUGCAAUAGUGGUAAGGGAAGUAUUAAAAUGAUGAGAUUUUUGAACGAUUGUCUAGCAUGAGCCAAUGCAUACUGGUCUGAGGCAGUCAUGUAAAGUCAAGUAGAUAUAUUUUGAGCACCAGAGAAUAAAAAGAACUGCCUGAAUGAUGCAGCAAUCCACUAGCAAAAUGCCAUUUCUUGGUUUGAUCCCAUCACUUAUUUACCCAACAAAUUUGUCAAAGGGUAUUGAUUUUAGGUUGACAUGUGGCAGGUUUUGUUUCAAACCAUUCAUCUAAUAUGAAGCGGCAGCCUGAUCCCGCAUCAUGCUAUACUUUUCAUUGUGGAACUAGUUUUCCAAGAAUUUGCAUGGGCAUUGUUGCGUAAAAGCAUUUUCUGGGCUGUUCAUCGUACAUUGUGCAUAUGUUGUUGGACUUCUUCACAGCUGUUUUGCUUGAUUUAAGUAAACGUGCCAAAAAUAUGUAAUUGUAAAUUGCGCCAAUAACACAUUUGUAAUUGUAGAUGUAGAAGCUUGGUGCUUGGGUGCCCAAAAAAUAUAUGAGAGGGGUGGUCUAAGGCGCGACAAGUAAAGCACAUGUCCUGUAGAUAUGUAUUAUUUUUGCAACUCGCUUUGCACAAGGGAGAAAAGAAAGAAAGAUGUAAAAUGUAAACAAACGUUUUGUCCUUGUGUUUUUGUGUUCUUUUACACCAGUUAUUCAGAUGAAGUGUGUGAGUUUUCCUAGUUCCGUUCCUUAAUCUACUAUGUUCAUGUGAAUGGUGUUACAGCGAGUUUGUUAUUUCUAGUGUGACAAAGCCGACAAGUGUACAGAGAUCCGCGAGGUGUUUGUACUUACAUGGUGUGCUCAUGCAUAGGUUUUUAGACCUGGAGGUCUAAUGUGUGCCCGUGCCCUCCACGAAACAGUUUGAAAGCUUGUACAGGAAGAGCAGCUUGUAAAUGCUUUUUUUUCUGUUUUUGUAAAUGUGUUGACGUUCAUCUCACGGUCCUUGCAGGCCUUCGUGCUUUUCCAGACAAGGCUUGAUUUGCCCAAGUGUGGCUGGAACUUCUUAACACAAUGUACCAGUUCGCUUGGCAGGUUGAAGUGUGUGUAUAUAGUGUUCUGUGGCCAGAAGGCUUUCAUUUGUUCUUACAACGCUGUAGUUUUAUCAGGGACAGCAGCUGUGCAUUGUUUUGAAGAAGGAAAAUAUUCUCUCUUCUGUUAGGUUAGGACAAAAAAAAAGUGAUUUCAACUCGUGACACUCUAGUGUGGUCAGUCUUGUACUGAAGUGUUUUUAAAUAAAGAAAGUUCUGUAAAAGA
This is a messenger RNA of Rhipicephalus sanguineus (brown dog tick), 9624 nucleotides long. Its product is annotated as proline-rich protein 36. NCBI's taxonomy places the organism in Eukaryota, Metazoa, Arthropoda, Arachnida, Ixodida, Ixodidae. Gene Ontology annotation, molecular function: phosphotyrosine residue binding. Bases 198 to 2903 code for a protein of 901 amino acids. The record is from RefSeq and is a predicted model, not a curated record. The transcript is spliced from 15 exons.